GGAUGGAAGCCAUGUCUGAUUCGAUUGCACAGCAGGAUGUGGCGGAGACAGAGCAUACAACUGAUCCUGUUGGAGUGGUAGAUACAGAGGAUGCUAAUCCAGGAUGGUUACAACAUAUAAAUGUCACAAUAAUCACUGGAUUGAAAAGUUGUAUGGGUGUAGAGAAAAAUGGUGUCCUGCUUUUAAUAAAGAUUAUUUUUCGGGUGGGAUUUUAUCUUCUCAAAGGAGUGAGACCACCAAUCACUCUAUUUCUAGAAGGUUGUCCAAGACAUCUGGUUUGUGUGAUUUUUAUAACUCUUUUGUUGGGGUCAUAUCAGAGUGGAGAAGUAGAGAGAAUGGGGAAGAUGUUCGGUGUUCACAAGGUGUACCCACAAUGGUGAUGGAUAAUGUUAAGAUUCUGUUGCAUGCUAGGGAAAUUUAUACAAUUGAGAUAUACUAUUUGUUUGAAGAACAAUUUUU
This is a messenger RNA of Ipomoea nil (Japanese morning glory), 459 nucleotides long. RefSeq lists its product as uncharacterized. The transcript has 2 exons. Bases 3 to 380 code for a protein of 125 amino acids. The record is from RefSeq and is a predicted model, not a curated record. NCBI's taxonomy places the organism in Eukaryota, Viridiplantae, Streptophyta, Magnoliopsida, Solanales, Convolvulaceae.